Orbilia oligospora ATCC 24927 is the source of this 306-nucleotide messenger RNA. RefSeq lists its product as uncharacterized. The record is from RefSeq and is a predicted model, not a curated record. Lineage: Eukaryota; Fungi; Ascomycota; Orbiliomycetes; Orbiliales; Orbiliaceae. The transcript has a single exon. The coding region runs from base 1 to 306 and encodes 101 amino acids.
AUGUCUUCGCCUCCUCCUCCUCCUGCCGAAUUCCCCCCUCGCGAUCCUAACAACUCUACCGAUAGUAGCGACACCGGGUCGUUCCUGUCGCAGAAAAGCAUACGGCCGCAAAACGAUGCCCGGCGGCCUUCAGCAAUUGCAUUUGCGGAACCGGACGAGCCUCGUCGGCCUUCGGUUCAGUUCAAGCGAGAUGUGCCUAAUGGGAAGACCAACAGUGUGGGGAGUGGGCCUUCCAGCUCGAGCUUGGGUGCAGAAAACCGGUCUAUUCGAAAGCGAUCGCUAAGCUCCCCGCCCCCUCCGCCGUAA